CAAGGCUUGCCAAACGUCAACUCGCUAGGAAAGAUAAACAUCAAAACACCGACCCGACAGUCCAGCAUCCCGUCGGGGAGGAGUUUGUGAAAGCGCUCCCGGCAGCGCCACCAGAAAUGGUCCACAAGUGAAGCAAAGCGACGCAAACCUUCCGUUGGUGUUGGGUGUGCUGAACACGAUGAACACCCUACGGGAAUGGUCCCCGCUGGUGGACCUGGUCAACAGGAUCCCAUCCUCCGUCCAGCGCGGUCUGCUCUUUCACGACGUGUCCAUCACGUGCGUCGAUCUGGUGGAAGAGUUCAUCGCCCUCGGCACGAACGUGGGGCUGGUGUUUUGGUACGACCGGAAGAGCGGUGCGAUCGAGCGGCUAGCAACGGACAGCGGCUCGCAGGAGCUCACCUGCGUGCGGAUCGCCUCGACCGUCGAGUUCAUGGUGGCGGCCGGUUGCCGUGCCGGGCAGGUGAACAUAUUCCAGAUCCCGAAAACGCCACCGCCCGACGUCUGUGCCGAGCUGCUGCUGAAGGCGAAACCGAUCGAGCGGUACACGGUGCGGGGGCUGCAUCGGGCUGCCGUCUGCGAGCUGGUGUGGUCCAAGAACGGGAUGCGCCUGUUCUCCGGCGAUGCGGGCGGUGCGGUCGUGCUGACGGAGAUCGGGUACGCCACCAAGACGUGCCAGUCGCGCGAAAUCAUCAACGAGCGGUACGAAAUCGUGCAGAUGGAUUUGCACCGGGGCAAGCUGCUGGUGUCGAGCUCGUUCCGCACGGUCAUCUGCAGCCCGGAGGAGCGGGAGCAGGAGGAGGAUGGGCACGGUGGCCAGCGGUGGCGGGUGGCCCAGGUCGGCAAGAAGGAUCGGAAGAUGUUGGCCCCGUUCGGGGCGGUGUUUGCCACGGUACACGGCAGGCAGCAGAUCGUGUCGACGCGGUCCGGCUUUCGGCUGUGGCUGGCCGACGACGGGGGCAACGUGGCGCAGACGCUCAUCUUCAAGGAGCUGAUGCGGGCGCCGUGCGCCGAGAUCGGGCUGCUGAAUCCGAGCCGCAAUCCGAUCCGCAUACCGACCACCUUCGGCAAGCUGUACCCGUUCGAGGGCAAGCGGUUGGUGUCGGUCGCGAAUGGGGCGCUGUUCGUGCUCGAUCUCGAACGGAUGGCGGUGGUCGGGUCGCUGACCCGGCUCCGCCACAUCCUGGACGUGGCGGUCGAUCGGAACGAAAUACUCAUACUGGAGAGUGCCCGGUCGGUGGUGCGAAUCGGCACCCUGCCGGACAGCAGCCAGUCGACGAUUGUGCUGAAGAACCUGGAGCUGUUCGUUAGCGCGGAGUCGCAGAUCGUGCAGGCGGACGAGUGCUGCGAGGAGGAGACGCCGGCCGAGAUGGUUGUGCGGAACGGUGAGUCGCCCGGCAGCUCGCUGCCCGGUGACGAGCGGGUCGAGCUGGACGGUGGUGGGACCGGCGGUGACGAUGCGCGACUCAUCGAGGGACACAUGCGGAAGCUGGAGCUGUUCGACACGCUGAACGAGCUGAAGUACGACGAGUCGAUACUGUUCAAGAGUGGGCGCAGUCGGCGCCGGCACCGCUCGAAGGUGAACCCGAUCGUGGAGAUUGGCCAGAUCCCGAAGGAGAUCGAACCGGACGGUGGGGAACCAUCGUCCGGCAGCUAAGGGCCGAAGCGCUUGGCGGAGCACGUUUUGUGUUUUGGAAAUUACGCUUAUCUGAAGCUAAAUGAAGCGCAUCGGUGCUUUUAGUGGGGAGUUUGCAUAGUUGGCUCUCUCUCUCUCUUUAGUUUCGGCGCCUCAUCAUGACACACGAAAGGAAAAGGCUUAUUAGAAAGCUAGAGCGGAUGGAAACGUUUAAAGUCACAUUCCUCUUGACCAAGGGCCUUUUAGCUGUUGUUUAUUUUUAAUUUUAACGAAUAGAAUUAGGUGCACACAACGUCACACUGCAAGCUCUUAAUAACGCGCACGCGAUCACCUCGGCUACCACCGGCACAGCAUUUUGUGAUUGUUACUCGUUUUUUUAAAUCGUAAUUUCGCGUUUGUUGUUUUUUAUUUCCCUACCCGGUCGACUGUGCUGAAACAGAACAGAUUGCUACUUGUGAUUGUAUAUUCCAGCGAAAGGAAGAAUAAAAUAUUUUUGUUAUGCUGUGUUGUAA
Anopheles merus is the source of this 2145-nucleotide messenger RNA. RefSeq names its product WD repeat-containing protein CG11141. Lineage: Eukaryota; Metazoa; Arthropoda; Insecta; Diptera; Culicidae. The record is from RefSeq and is a predicted model, not a curated record. Gene Ontology annotation, molecular function: protein binding. The coding region runs from base 179 to 1654 and encodes 491 amino acids. The transcript is spliced from 2 exons.